Molecule: messenger RNA, 744 nt
Organism: Ostrea edulis (European flat oyster)
Lineage: Eukaryota; Metazoa; Mollusca; Bivalvia; Ostreida; Ostreidae
Product: hydroxyacyl-thioester dehydratase type 2, mitochondrial-like
Exons: 4
Coding region: 37-522 (161 amino acids)
Source: RefSeq, a predicted model, not a curated record
ACACUUGGAGUUGUUUCCCUUGCGUUAUGACGAGCGAUGCAUGCGAACGGAUUUCGUACUCUCUGUAAACGAUAUUCUGCAUAUUUUCUAGCGAGGAAUUCUGAAAGAUGUAUAUGUUCCAAAUCUCAAUCGUUAAAAGUAGGAGAUAAAGAGACAUUGACAAAAACUUUCACAAAAGAAGACGUCGAAACGUUUGCAAAAAUAAGUUUGGACAACAACCCACUGCAUACCGAUCCCGACUUUGCAAAGGCGACCAAGUUUGGAAGAUGUAUAGUGCAUGGAGUACUUGUUCAUGGAUUAAUCUCAGCGGUAUGUGCUACGAAACUUCCAGGUCAAGGAUCUGUUUACCUGUCGCAGGAAAUGAAAUUCGUUGCCCCAGCGUUUGUGAACGAGUCUGUAACGGCAGAAGUAGAGGUACUCGAGGUCCGGAAGUCCAUCAUGAAGUGUUCCACUAUCGCCUUCCGGACCGAGGAUAAACAGGUCGUGAUGGAGGGAGUGGCCAGACUAAUGCUACCGAAGUAGUGAACAUGAACGAUGAACGCCUUCAAUAUACAUCAUGUUUUCCUUGUUCUCUAAAUAAACAUUCUUAAAAGUUUUUGGUAAUUGCAUCUAUGUUUUAUACUUCUUUUUUUUUAUACUUACAUGUACAUUAUAAUUUUUGUUUUGCCAACUUUGUAUGAAUAUGCAAAAUACAUGUUGUCUACUAUCGUGUCCAUAAGUGUCAUACAUGUACCUGUAACGACA